Molecule: messenger RNA, 1744 nt
Organism: Pyricularia grisea
Lineage: Eukaryota; Fungi; Ascomycota; Sordariomycetes; Magnaporthales; Pyriculariaceae
Exons: 3
Coding region: 308-1543 (411 amino acids)
Source: RefSeq, a predicted model, not a curated record
CUUUAACCUACGGAAACUUGACCGACCUUGACCAGCCUCCCAGCCACUUUAUAUCAUAUCGAUACUGGACAAACCGUACAGGACCAGCCUCAAUUGAGCGGCACGUCCCUGCGCACGUCCAUAUUACGAUAGUUAGGUCCCUGACCAAGGCAAAUAUUCGACGACAAAUCGAAUCUCAAAUAAAAACAGCCACAAUCCCAACGGUCAAGCCCGCGAUUCGCGCAUGUGCACGACUUGUCGUCCCAUAUUUUGACAAACCCUCCGCGACUGGAAUGCAAUGAACCUACGGCCACCCCGCCACCAGUAAAUGUCGGAUCAACGCGGUUCCUCGCGCCGCCACGGCGUCUGGACUCACUGGGUCCCGCUGGUGCUGACCGUCACCGUCGCCACCGUCGGCAUAGCCGCCUGGGCAUGGAGCCAGCGCAGCGACGACGACGAAGAGGUCCCCAAUCGUCCCAACGGCGGUGGCGGCAACAACGCCGCAUCAUCAUAUCCUCAACAUCAACAAGGUGACCAACACCUCGACUACGAGAACGCAGACUAUGGUGACAACCCACCCUACGGCGCCGCGAACCGCAGCGUCGAUGUUAAGACGGGCGCCGACGGCCACUCCGAGGGUGUAGGCGGUUGGGGCACCCGCAUGUCGGGCGCAUUGCGCCGUACCCCGAGCCCUCAGCAGUUCCUCGACAGCGCCGGCAAGACGGUCGCGGCUGGUGUCGCUGCCGCCGGUGCCGCCGUCGGAAGCGCUCUCGCGGCCAUCCGCGAGGAGGAUAAGAACGCUUAUGCGGACCACGAGACGUGGUCAGAGGAGGCUGACGCCAAGAAGAAGGACAAGGGAUCUUCGUCGAAGCACGGUAGCAAGAAGCGCAAGACUGUGGCCAUAGUCGUGUCUGCUGAUAUGCAUAUGGAUGAGAUGGACGAGGAUGGUUUCCAUGAGCAUGCCUCUCUGCUAUCACACAUUCCCAAGACGGUCGACUUUUCCAAGAUUAAGCUUUUUGUUCUGAUCUACGCCCCAGGCCUUAAGGAAGCCGGAACAGACGCUUCAGGCAACCUACCCCCAUCUCUGAGCUCGUCAUUCUCCAACAUAAGCCACAACCAGGCUCAAUCACCAAAAGACGAGAAGACGCCCUUACAAGCAGCGACGGCGUCCAGCCCAGCUUUCAAUGCAAUCUACAGCCAAGCCCUCGCCCUCGUGGAGAAGGAGACCAUGAUCCUCCCCUUCACAAGCUCGACCGGCCACAGCCACAUCCUGCGCCACCUCCAGCCCGACGUCGUGUACCUCCAAGAGUCCCUGUCGGGAGAGGAGGGCAUCAUCGUCUCGCAGAUGCAGGCCUGGCUCAGCAAGGAGAUCAUCCUUGUCGUCGGCGCCGAGAGCGGCAGCGGCGGUCUAGCCGACAGCGAGUCCGAGGUGGAGCGUCCCAGCAAGGACGUCAAGAAGUGGUGGCAGCGUGAGGAGCGCGUCGGAAGGGGAAGGGGCGUCGUCGUCGUGGACGGUAUGCGCGUCACGGACGACUGGACCAGGAGGGUCCAGGGUAGGGAGUAGAAAUGGAUGCAGGGAACUGGACGUCAUAUUGGGGGGAGGGAGGGGAUUUUAAAUCAUGUGAUGAAAGGGAUUGGAACAAGGGGUAACGCAAUUGGGUUUUCUUUUUUAGGAACUGUCUGCGAAUUCGGGGGAACACACUUGUGCGCAUCCCCCUUUCUGUAGUGUAAUGUCUUUCGAAAUCUAGGACCGUAUAUACCACGA